AUUUAUGUAGGUUGGAAUGUAAAUAAAUAUUGAAUGCAUUGACGAGGGAACAAAAAGAUUAGUACGUACUAAUUGUUCAGGCCGUGCUCAUAGGUUGUCAGGCACGGCGGGGAGUUGUCAGGUUUCCUUUUACCGUGCACGUUUCGUCUACACGAUGUCGACAGUAAAGAGAUCGUCUGUGACGUUGAAAGACGUUGACCAACAUAAGUUUGUCAAGGAGUUCGCCAAGUUUCUUAAAAAAUCUGGCAAGUUGAAAGUUCCCGAAUGGGUCGAUCUUGUCAAAAAUGGCAAACAUAAGGAACUUGCUCCUUACGACCGUGACUGGUAUUACGUGAGAUGCUCGGCCCUCCUUCGCCAUAUUUACAUCCGUUCACCAGUGGGAGUUGGCGCUGUCACGAAAAUCUUCGGCGGCCGUAAGCGUAAUGGUGUUUGCCCUUCUCAUUACUGCAGAAGUUCCGGCAGUGUGGCCAGGAAAGCUCUUCAGUCCCUUGAAGAUUUGAAACUCAUCGAGAGAGUUGGCGAUGAAGGUAGGAAGAUAACUUCCCACGGUCGUAGAGAUGUCGAUAGAAUCGCUGCCCAAGUCAAGCGAAAGAAGAAGGAGAAGAUGCUCGACCUUGGCCUCACUGCAGCAGGAAGUGGCACUGUUGUAUUGCCCACUGUGGCUUCAGCUUGAAUAUUUUUACUUUAAAUAAAAAUUCCAAAAAAACUUA
Molecule: messenger RNA, 710 nt
Organism: Cimex lectularius (bed bug)
Lineage: Eukaryota; Metazoa; Arthropoda; Insecta; Hemiptera; Cimicidae
Product: 40S ribosomal protein S19-like
Exons: 4
Coding region: 155-673 (172 amino acids)
Biological process (GO): ribosomal small subunit assembly; translation
Cellular component (GO): cytosolic small ribosomal subunit; ribosome
Molecular function (GO): RNA binding; structural constituent of ribosome
Source: RefSeq, a predicted model, not a curated record